AGCGAGAGGAGGAGCCCCGCGCGCUGCCAUGGCCGCGCUCGUGCGCCCCAUGUGCUCGCGCGUCCGCGCCGCCGCCACCGCCGCCACCACCGCCGCCGCUCUCCCCUCUCUUCCCCUCUACCACCCGCUCCCCUCGCGUCUCGCGGCCCCGCUCUGCUCCCGCCUGGGGGUCCCGGGGUCCCAUCGCCGCCCGUGGAGCAGUGCGGCCCCGUCGUCGCCGGGCACCGGGGCCACCACGCUGGCGGGAGCAGCAGCCGCGGCCGCCGCUGUCCCGGGGCCGCAGCAGCAGCAGCAACAGCAGCAGCAGGAGGAGGAGGAGACGCGGAGGCGGCGGCAGCGGGCCCGCGGGUUCGCGCUGCGCCUCGCGGGCGCCCUGGCGCUCUGCGGGGGCGUCUCCGGCGUCUACGUCUUCGGGGCCAAUGCACUGGACGAAGAUGGAAAGGAGGUGCCGGAUGAAUUUGAUAAUGAUCCCAUUGUAGUACAACAAGUGAGGCGUGCUUAUCAGUACUUCAAGGACUACAGACAGAUGAUCAUUGAGCCGACAAGCCAGAAGCUGCUGCCGGACCCCCUCCGCGAGCCGUACUACCAGCCCCCUUACACGCUCGUCAUCGAGCUGACCGAUGUGCUGCUGCACCCGGAGUGGUCGUUGAGCACAGGGUGGCGUUUUAAGAAGCGUCCUGGCAUCGACUAUCUGCUCCAGCAGGUGGGCCAGCUGUUCGAGAUCGUCGUCUUCACCUCGGAAACAGGCUUGACCGCGUUUCCGCUGGUGGACAGCAUCGACCCUCAGGGGUACAUAAUGUAUCGGCUCUUCCGGGACGCCACACGCUACCUGCAGGGCCAGCAUGUGAAGGACCUCUCAUGUCUCAAUCGGGACAUGUCCAAGGUGAUCAUGGUGGAUAGCAAGCGCGAGGCAUUUCAGUUGCAACCAUUUAAUGGCGUGGCGCUUGGCCGCUGGGAUGGCAGCUCGGAUGACCGCGUGCUGUAUGACCUCGCCACCUUCCUGCGGACCAUUGCUCUGAGUGGGGUGGAGGACGUGAGGACAGUGUUGGAGAACUACAGCAUGGAGGACAACCCAAUCGAGGCUUUCAAGCGAAGACAAGCCCAGCUGCAGGAGGAGCAAAAGCGAGCUGCUGAGGCUGUCCAGCAAAUGCAAACAAAGACCCCGCUCAGCUCGUUGACCGGCAGACUCUGGCGCCGAUAACACUCGUGAAGACAGCCCAGCCUUGCAAGGCCCUCCCUCCUCCCCCACCUUUACACAUGCGUCGCUAUUCACACGGAGAUACUUGCGUACACAGCCUCAUGCACACGCUCGUACGUGUGCGUACUCCAGCGUACCACUGCCCUUCAUACAGGAGUAAAAGUAGGGCUGGUGGUGCUGCCUAAGAAUCCACGUAUAAUGCACACAUUUCACGAUGAAGCAACUGUCAAUCUACAACACAUCGCGGCAGUAAAAUGCAAUUAACUAUUAUUUUGUCACAUUUGGUACAUUUGCUCGCAUAUAACCGUAAUUACUUCCCCAAAAUUGUGAUAUUUUUUAUUUUAUGUAAUCCCUUGACUUCACUGAACCAUGCCAGGCUCGAUGGCUGACAGCUGUACCAGCUAAGAGGAAAUAUUUUAUUGAUUUAAACAUUGUAUAUGGUUUAAGGAAAACGAAGUAGUUCUCAACUGAUGCAACAACUGUUCAGGCCAAGAGCAGUCCAUCUGCCUCUUGUGUUUAUCAUUCGUUACUUAUUUUGGGAAUGCACCUUGAUACCGGUUGAAAUAAAAUAAUUAUUUGACAAUAA
Molecule: messenger RNA, 1784 nt
Organism: Lethenteron reissneri (Far Eastern brook lamprey)
Lineage: Eukaryota; Metazoa; Chordata; Hyperoartia; Petromyzontiformes; Petromyzontidae
Gene: TIMM50
Product: translocase of inner mitochondrial membrane 50
Source: RefSeq, a predicted model, not a curated record